Molecule: messenger RNA, 1202 nt
Organism: Coniophora puteana RWD-64-598 SS2
Lineage: Eukaryota; Fungi; Basidiomycota; Agaricomycetes; Boletales; Coniophoraceae
Exons: 4
Coding region: 362-1084 (240 amino acids)
Biological process (GO): protein complex oligomerization; [2Fe-2S] cluster assembly
Cellular component (GO): mitochondrion
Molecular function (GO): protein-folding chaperone binding; ATPase activator activity
Source: RefSeq, a predicted model, not a curated record
GAAGGACGAUUCCCUUCUCAGGAUCGCGGAGAAGAUUACGAAGAGCAAUCUCCGAUGGCAAAGGAGCUUCAUCCUCUGACCAUUGUUUGAUACGGGAAUUGUUUGCGAUUUUUUCGGGAGAAACCCCUAACCAUUUGCGCCAUGCUUCUAUUUUUCGGCCAUCUCGUCCAAGACGCUUGAGACAUCGGUGAAGUCGUACCCAGUCCUGGUCAUCGCCCUUCCAUACUUCGCGUGCUACCGAAUCCAUCUCGUCCAAGGCCAAUUCGGAGCCGGGGUGCACAAGAGACACAGCACUCGAAGCCGAUUCUGAGGGACUGUUGCGAAAGGACAUGCUGUCUUGUCCAUCGCCGUGGUCUCGUGGAUGUCGCACUGGACGUACCAUCAGCCGAACCCACCUCCGCCGUCUGACCCAGGCGCCAGUUCCGAGUUUACCAGCUUCAGCUCUCCAAUUGUUAUCACGAAAUCUCCAGUUGUACUCGAAUCCAUCGUGCUGUACCUCGCCAGAGUCGCGCUACUUCCGACGUCGUUGCCUGUUUGUCCUAAAUGCAAUUUCAUCGCGUCCGUCGACCGUUCUAUUCCCUACCAUCACGUUCUUGGGCUUCCGUACGACCCAAAUCCCUUCUCCGUAGAUACCUCUCUUCUUAAGAGACGCUAUCAUGCUGCCCAGCGGCUGUGUCACCCUGACGCCUGGGCGACUAAAAGCGAGAACGAACGAGAAACUGCACUAGAUCUUUCCAACGUCGUGAAUGCAGCGUACAAUUCUCUGCUUUCUCCUCUUCAGCGCGCCGAAUACAUCCUUUUCCGCAACGGGCGUGAAGUCGGCGAGGCGGACCAAUUGCAGGACAUGGAGCUUAUCGAGGAGAUCAUGGAAAUGAGGGAAGAGAUUGAAAGCUGUCAAGCUUCUAACGCAGAGCGCCUACACACGCUUAGAGAGAUGAAUAAUGCGAAGAUCCAAGAGACCGGCAAGGUCAUUGAAGACCUAGUGCAGAAGCAAGCAUGGGACGCAUUGCACACCGCCGCCGUCCGCCUGAAGUAUCUACAAGGCAUUGAAGAUGCGGUGAAACAGCGAUUGGAUCAGUUUUAAGUACUUGAUUAUGCCUAGAUGCGAUGUAGCAACAAUAGACCAGCUAGUGGCACUAUUGCAUUGCGAUGUAUGAUCAAGAAGGAUGUUAUAUGUGUGGAAUAUCAAUAGAAAUAUUUAG